Messenger RNA from Pneumocystis murina B123, 949 nucleotides. RefSeq names its product protein GZF3. The record is from RefSeq and is a predicted model, not a curated record. Gene Ontology annotation, biological process: negative regulation of transcription by RNA polymerase II; positive regulation of transcription by RNA polymerase II. Gene Ontology annotation, molecular function: zinc ion binding; DNA-binding transcription factor activity, RNA polymerase II-specific; RNA polymerase II cis-regulatory region sequence-specific DNA binding. The transcript is spliced from 2 exons. Bases 80 to 928 code for a protein of 282 amino acids. NCBI's taxonomy places the organism in Eukaryota, Fungi, Ascomycota, Pneumocystomycetes, Pneumocystales, Pneumocystaceae.
UUUUGAGUAAAAAAGACAUUUUUAAAAGAUUUUGAAAAGAAAAAGUCAGCGGUUUUCGGGAAAUUUUAAACGGAUAGGAAUGCUGAUGAAACAGCGUUCCAAUUCAGAUGGUAUUUCUGAUGAGAAUAAUAUAUCAACACGUUAUCUGUCAAGAAGCAAUAGUGCUCCAUUACAAAUUUCAGGAUCUCCGGUAUGUCAGAAUUGUGCAACAUCUAUAACGCCACUUUGGCGUCGAGAUGAAUCAGGUGCUACACUGUGUAAUGCAUGUGGGCUGUUUUUGAAACUUCAUGGUUGUUCACGGCCAACAUCUCUUAAAACGGAUAUUAUAAAAAGUCGAAAUCGGAUUAAAAAUACGAAAACUAGGUCUGUAGAAUCAUCUGAAACUAUGGGAAGGACGACACGGUCAGGGACAGCCAGUCCUCCAGAAGAAGAGAAUCGAUGUGCAGCUUCGAAUUCUGGAGUAGGACAUCAACCAUCAGCUGUAGCUGGUCAUAGUGAAACGUUUUAUGAUGGGGCAGCUGCUAGAAAUGUUGGAGAAACAGUGCCGACGAUUGAUAGUUUAUUACAAGCGAAUGCAGCGUUAAGGACACGUGUAUCAGAAUUAGAAUUAGUCAAUGAUUUGUUUCGGUCAAGGGUAUCAGAGUUAGAAAUGAAUGAAGCACAAAUGAGACGUCAAGAUGCAAAUCUUAAUGAUUUGGAUAGGCAAUUAAGAUUGCGGGAAGCCGAAUUGCAGAGGAGAGAGGCUUAUUUACAUAUUUUAAUGCGGGAUAUGCAUCAUGAUCUAGAACAGGAGGAACAACAGAAACGUAAGAAAAUUCGUGUAUCAGAGUUAUUAGAAGAAACUGAAUCUUUCUUAAUCAACGCUUUACCUCUUGAAAGUGAAACCAAAAAAAUAAAAAUUGAGCAUCCUAUUUUAAGCGCUAUCUAGUCAAUUUUGCGAACGAUGCUU